Musca domestica (house fly) is the source of this 714-nucleotide messenger RNA. Its product is annotated as ctenidin-3-like. NCBI's taxonomy places the organism in Eukaryota, Metazoa, Arthropoda, Insecta, Diptera, Muscidae. The record is from RefSeq and is a predicted model, not a curated record. Bases 42 to 599 code for a protein of 185 amino acids. The transcript is spliced from 2 exons.
UUGAAGUUACAAUACAAGACACAAGACGAACAAAGUCUAACAUGAAGGUUUUCGUAUGCUUAUUAGCUAUUUGUGCAGUUGCCAAUGCUGGCUUCUUGUUCGGUGGUGGUAGCUCCGGUGGCGGCGGCGGUGGCCAUGGCGGCUGGUCUGGCGGCGGUGGUGGUGGCUCCGGAGGUCAUGGUGGCUGGUCUGGCGGUGGCGGUGGUGGUUACGGCGGUGGUCAUGGUGGUGCCGGUCCCACUACCGUUGUAAAAGUAAUCCACGAAACUGCUGAUGCUGGUUUUGGUGGUGGAGCUGGUGGUGGCUGGUCAGCCGGUGGCGGCGGUGCCGGAGGUUGGUCAUCAGGUGGCGGUGCUGGUGGUGCUGGCGGUGAAGUUAAAAUUGUCAAGGUCAUAUCUCAAGGUUCAUCCGGCGGCGGCGGUUAUGGUGGUCACGACCACGGUUAUGGUGGUCAUGGUCAUGGACAUGGUGGCGGCUCUGCUGGUGGCCAUGUCAAAGUAAUCAAACUCAUCCAUGAAACUGCACCUGCUCCAUCUGGUGGCUGGUCUGCCGGUGGUGCCUCAGGCGGUUGGUCUGCUGGUGGUUCCGGUGGCUGGUAAUUAUAUUUCACCUGGCUUCAAAUGAAAUCCCCCUUCUCAUGUUAUGUUAACUUUUGUGAUAUCUUGUUAUUGGAAACAAUGUGAAGUCCCCCUACUGGACCUCCAUUGUCCAAGU